Messenger RNA from Haliotis rubra (blacklip abalone), 1014 nucleotides. RefSeq lists its product as uncharacterized. Bases 302 to 835 code for a protein of 177 amino acids. The transcript has 2 exons. The record is from RefSeq and is a predicted model, not a curated record. Lineage: Eukaryota; Metazoa; Mollusca; Gastropoda; Lepetellida; Haliotidae.
UAAAGGGGAGGCCCAUAAAAUCACUCUAAGGGGUGAUAACUCUAACGGUAAAGUUAACGUUAGACAUCUACGGGGUUUACACAUCCCACUUCAGGAGCCUCGCCAUGUCAGAAUACAUAUCUUCUUCUUGUGAACAAGUCUUGGAUGUGUUAUUUGUUCUUUCAGAAACUAUCUGGUAUCAAUGAACCUGAGGGGUGCAACAUUUUGGGGGCUCGUCCGGGAUAUCAGAAGAUAAGAGUGUGAGAUGGUUUGACUGCUGAAAUCAACAACUGGUCCUGCUGACGGAAGACUCAUCAACACCAUGGCGGAUGAAGCAAUCUACAAAUGCAAGGGAGUACUCUACAACCUACCAGUUGAACGACUGAGACUUCUCAUUAAGGCGUUACAACUUAACGUCCCAGACCUGAGGGAAAAGUCAAGAAAUGAGCUGUUUGUUAUCUUAGAGGAUUGCAUUGCUGAUGCGAUUAAGGAAGAAGACAAAGGCAGAGCUGUGGGUAGUAGGAUCCUAGAAGAGGCUUCAAGAUUCCAAGAUGAAGUGAGUCAGAGCACUGUACCACCACAGAAAGAUGACCAAGCCACAGUAGGACCAUAUGGGCAAGCAUGGAGAAGAGGUUUCAAGAUUGUGGGAGGACACAUUUUAGAAAAGGGAACAGGGUUAAGUUUUACCAGUCUCCAGAGACAGAUCACAGCAGGCCUUGAGAAGGGCUAUACAAAAAGGGAGGUGAUCGAUGGGGUUAUCAGGGUAGUAGAACACACCAGUUCCCUCAGACACUACCUUGAUGGACGUGGUGAUAUGACUCUUGCCAACCUACAAUGCAUUCUCAGGUCCCACUAAAAAGAGAGUAGCAUUUCCGAUUUAUAUGCAGAAUUAGGACGGUUAGUGCAGAAACCAAACGAAGAUCCCCAAACGUACCUGCUGAGGGCCUUGGAACUGAAACAGAAGGCAACUGUGGCUGCCAGCGAUAAUGCACAUAGUGGAAAUUCCCUUGUACAAGGAAUGUUCAUCCAGUCUUU